AUGCAGAUUGGUAUUGAAAAAGAGUGCUAUCGCAACCAAUUUUGCUAAUGAUAAAGUCUUGAUUUUUCGUGACAAUUUGUAUUUGGUUGUUACAAUUCAAAAUAUUGGUUGAGAAUUCUAGGCUAUUGGUCGCCACUAAUACUGAUGACAACAAAUUCAAGUGAUUUUUAGUAACCAAUUAUUUUUGGAUGCAAAAUAAAAUUUAUUAAAGUGUUAAAAGUGGCCAUCCAAUUUGGUUGGGAAAAUGACUGACAAUUAUAUUGGUUAUCAUAUUUUAACACAAUUAUGAAAUUUGGUUGUGAAUAAUACAUAUUCCAACCAAUUAUAUCAUUUUAGACAACUAUUUGUUUUUGUUAUAAAAGUUUAACACAACAAUGUAAUUUGGUCGUGAAAAACACGUACCACGACCAAUUAAAUCAAUUUUAGAAACUAAUAAUUUUAGUUACACAAGGUUAACACCACCAUAAAGUUUGAUCGUGAUAAAUAAAUAUGCCGACUGAUAAUCGGCUUUAAUAUAUCGGAUUCUUGAACUUUAUGUGACUAUACCAUGAUAUAUUAAAGCCAAUUGGUGCUAUUUUAGGGCUCGCUAACCCGGGAAUGGUUGAAAAACCAUUACUGCCUAGUGCCAUGAGUUUGAUAUGUUACAGGUGGAGAAAGCACGAACAAAAAAAAAACGAGUCCACAAGCAAUCAAUGGGGCUCGAAUCACUAGUGGAAUACUCACUUGGGCUAGGAGGAGCAGUGAGCCUAAAUGGGCCGGAAGUGGUAUUGUGGGAGGAUGCUGGAGGAUUUGGGCGGAGGAAUUGUUGGGCGGAAGGCCCAACUAAAUUGGACACAAGGCUGGCGGCCUUGAGGAAAAAGAGAGGACGCAAGGAUUUUUUGGGGCCAGAGAUUAUUAGAGGAGGGGGCUGGGAAUUAUAGGGGGACUAUUAUUUGGUGGCUCUUUUUUUUGGACGGGAAAAAAAUUCUCUAGAGGCGAAAUUCUGGGACGCAAGAGAAUUUCUUUUGGGGAAGGAAAAGGCAGAGGGCGCAGCGGAAGUUUGGGGGCGCGCGGAGCAAGCAACAGUUGAUUGAAGCGGGAAGGAAUUGGUACCAGGAUUACGAUCGAGAAUCUUAGUAUUUUUCCUUUAGCUUUAAUUGAUACGAUGAUGAUUAUAAACAUAAUUGUGUGCUUUACUUUCGUCAUGAACUAAACCCCAAUUUCUGGGGGAAACACCAUAUGAUGUAGCUAUUUCUAUAUUUGAUGGAUUGAUUCAUAUAUCUGUUCUUCCAAUCUCUAUUGCAUGAAAUUACUUUGCUUUGUGUUGACUGGCCACCAAUACAUUGAUUUGUUGUUAAUUAGGUUAUUAGCGACAGUAAAACCCUAAUAACUGAACAUAGUUCAUGUGACAUAGUAACUUAUCGAAGCGACAGUGGAUUAAAUAAGGUGCUAUGCAGGUUUAAAUAGGAUAUCGAUCUUCAGGCUAAAUAAUUAAGUCAUUGAGUUACGACAGUAGGAUUUCAUUUAAUUGUUUAGUACGUAGUAAUUCCCGACAGGAGUAGCUAGCACAGUAGUGAUAUCCUAGCUGUAGAGAGUUGGAUUAAAUUGAUUGGAAUAUGUGAAUUAAUCUGGAUAGGAUAGGUAGUGAGUCCCGGUGUUUCUCCCAGAGCUUUCUCCUUUGAAUUUCGCCCGACAGUUUUCAUUUAGUUAAUUUGUUUAUUUUAUUUUGCUUUUAGAAAUUAGUCUCAUUAAACUAUUUUCACUUAUAGUUUGCUCAUAAAUUUGAUUGAAUAUAAGGUUGUACCAGUCCCUGAGAGACGAUACCCGGACUUUCCGGUUAACUACGAGAUAGGAAAUUGGCAUAUACGCUUUUGCCCUAUCAAGUUUUUGGCGCCGUUGCCGGGGACUGCCAUACCUUAUUUUUAUUGAUUUUUGUGAGUGAACUAUUUUGAUCUGGGUGUUAGUGUGCAGGAGAAUUUUCAGGUUUAUCCUCCUUGUGCAAGCAUAGGAGGACGACCGGCGAUUUACUGCCACUAGAUCCGGAGAUCGGGAAGACCUGCCGACAGAAUAGGAAGCAGGUCAAGUUAGGGAAGUAGCCAACCACAACUCCUAGGACUUCCCUAACCCAUAAUCGUCAACAGAGAGGGCAGGCUUCAUCACCUGUCAUCCCUACACCACCGACACCACCACCGCGCGACAUCGAUCUUGUCACCAUGGCAGACCAGGAUCGUUCGAUCAGGGCUCGCUUGAAUCGAAGGACUGGAGCCCGAGCUUCAUGUGUUGUCAUUCCGGCUGGGGAUGCAACCAUGGAGAUUACCCCAACAUUCAUUAAUAUGAUCACCAAUUGGUAUACUUUCUCAGGCGCUAGCACUGAGGAUCCUCACGAGCAUCUUCGCCGGUUUGCGAGCAUAUGUGAUACGAUGAAAAGCCCCACAGUAUCUGAUGAUGCAAUCCGCCUUCGUAUGUUCUCAUUCUCUUUGUUAGGGAAUUCAUCACACUGGUUUCAGAACAUAACACCUCGAUCGAUCACGACAUGGGCUCAGCUUGAGAAGGUCUUUCUAGAUAAGUACUUCCCACCUACCUUGGCAAUGAAGAGGCAAGAGAAAAUUGUUACUAUUAAGAAGGCUGAUGAUGAGAGUCUAACUGAGGCAUGGGAGCGCUAUAAGGGGCUAUUGAUGAGAUGCCCAAGCCAUGGUCUUGAAGAUUGGAACGUGAUCAUUAUUUUCUUCAAUGGAAUCAAAAGGGAGUUCCGAGAUGCCUUGAAUAAUGCUUCUCGAAAUGGUUUCACAAGCAUCGAGGCACCAGCAGCAUAUGAUAUGGUAGAGAAGAUCUGUUCAGAAGCCACUGAAUGGGGGUAGUGAGACCAGUAUUCGAAGAAGAGGAGGCUUGCAUGAGAUAAACAGAGUUGCGAGUC
Molecule: messenger RNA, 2893 nt
Organism: Linum trigynum
Lineage: Eukaryota; Viridiplantae; Streptophyta; Magnoliopsida; Malpighiales; Linaceae
Source: the annotation of a GenBank genome assembly